GCGCGAGAAAAUGGAACGUUUUAGUUAGCUAGCUGGCUAACGAUAUCGAGAAUAUGCUGUUAAAUUUAAACGCCCGACUGAAAUGUGUGACAAUAAAUAGCUUCUUUAACGUUUGGUUAGAGAUUGAAAUUGGCGACUUGGCUUUUUAGUGGACUAUAAACAAACUAUACAUUUAGAAACUGAGCUAACGGUGUUGUGUUUGUGUUCGCCUUGCAGUAACGUUAAAUUAAACAGUUCACUUCUACUCCGUUUCUUUCUUCUUUUGGUAUCUAACUAACUAACUCGUUAAGUGUCUUGUUGGCUGUUGCUCUGAAAUUGCGUGCUAGCUAAAUGUCUAAAACAGCACCUUUGAAGCAGAUGGUAAUGACCACUGUUGUCAUUGAUGCUGGCCACAGAAUUGACAUCCUGUGACUCUUUUCGCUGCAGUCUGCAAUAGUGCAAUAUAUUACAGAGUGCACAGGAAAUAUGCUCGUUAUGUGACUUGAUCAGAUUACCCGUAACGUUUUACUGCCUGCAUAACUCAAGCCCAAAGUAGAUGACUGUGUCCAGGUCUACAAGAUACUCUUCAAUUUAAACAGACAAGUAUUUUACAAGGUACUUGGCUGUUUGUGUAACUCCACUGCCAAGAUUUUGGACCAAUUUGGACACAAACAAGCAAGAUGCCUCCAGCCACAGACUGGAAACUAGUGAUGAGUGUGGACCCUGACGUUCUGGGAAGCGAAGAGGAGCAGAAGAUCUGUGACAUUAUUUUGAAGAUCCAUCCACGAGAGCUGAAGGAGGGCGAGCCAGAGAAAAUAAUCCAGCUGUUCAGAAUCUCACAGACUUUACUGAGGCUGAAGUUGGAAGAAAUAAGCUGUGCCUACGAUGUCGUCGACAAAGCUGGCACCGAGCAAGCAAGAAUUGAAACCGAACUCAAUGCAAAGAUAUAUAAAUUGGAAAAUGAGCUGGAGAUGGCACAGCGCUCAACGGGGGGGCGGGACACACGCUUCCUCCGGGACGAAAUCCGCCAACUGGAGAGUCACUUGGAGCGCAAGGAGAAGGAGCUGGUCCAGCUGGAGAAGGAAAUGAGUAAAGAGAGGAAAACCAACGAGGAGCUGUCACAUCGAGCAGAGGAGGCUGAAGAUGAGAACAGAAAGCUAAAAAGAGAGAUAAAGCAGCUUAAGAAGAAGAAUGAACAGCUCCAUCAGGAUGUGGAGUUCUACAGGAAAGAGCUGGAGCAGAAGGACUCCCUCCAGACCAGAGAGGAGAGCACUGAGACUCAAAGGAGGCUCAACAAAGCCAACCAGCAGCUCUACCAGUGCAUGGAAGACCUGCAGCAUGCUGAGGACAUGGCUGCCAACCUGAAGAGUGAAAACGAGCACUUGCAGAAAAAUCUGGAGGAGUCGGUGAAGGAGAUGGAAAAGAUGACAGAUGAAUACAACAAAAUGAAGGUUGUGGUCCAGCAGACCGACAGCAUAAUGGACCAGCUGAGGAAAGAGAGAGACCAAGCCAAGCUCCAGGUGAGAGAGCUAACAGAGCAGAUCCAGGCUCGGGCUGAGGAGGAUGAUCCAGUGAUGGCUGCAGUCAGUGCUAAAGUCGAGGAGUGGAAGAGUGUAUUAUCAGGAAAAGAUGCGGAAAUCGUGGAGUACCAGCAGAUGAUUCGGGACCUGAGAGAAAGGCUAAGAUCUGCCCAUAUGGAUUCAGACAAAAGCAACAUCAUCGCAUUGCAGCAGGCUGUGCAAGAGAGAGACCAUCAGAUCAAGCUGCUGUCUGAACGAGUGGAGCAGUACACUGGCGAGAUGGAGAAAAAUGCCUUGCUUAUAGAGGAGCUCAAGAAGCCACUGAAGAAAGAAAAAGGGCUGGGUUCUACUCUGCAGCAGAGGAAGAUAGAGGAGCUAAACGCCAGGCUACAGGCAGCAGAGCGAAAGGCACAGCAAGCUGAACGUGCUGCACACCUGGCUGAGGCUGACGCCCGUGACAAAGACAAGGAGCUGAGCGAGAGCCUCAGUCGCAUCCGCCUCUACGAGUCUGGCACUGAUGGACUGGAAGCUGCCAUAGCUGAAAUCAAAGAGGUCAAAACCCAGGUCAGGAUCCGGGACCGGGAAAUAGAAGGCAUGACUAAGGAAAUAAACCAACUGGAACUGAAAAUCAAUGACCUUCUGGAUGAGAACGAAGAGCUGAGAGAGCGCCUAGGAUUAAAUCCAAAAGAAGAAGUGGAUUUGACUGAGUUCCGGCGAUUGAAAGCAUUGAAACAGAGACAGUACAGAGCAGAGAACCAGGUUCUGCUGAAGGAGAUUGAACGUCUUGAGGAGGAGAGGCUGGAGCUGAAACAGCGUAUCCGUGCCCUGGUGAAAGACAAAGGAAUUACAGUGAUCAACAGUUCACUGCUCGAAGAUGAUGCCGAAGAGGGGCCGAGCAGGUCCAUUAGGGAAAGACCAGGCUUCAGUUCUACUGAUGAGCAGGUCAAACAGAAAAAUGAGUACUUGCAGAGAGAACUGAACAGCAGAGAGAAAGAGCUGGAGCUGAAAAGAACAGAAUCCUCACAGUUCAAAGCCAAACUGAACGAGAUGCUGAAGGAAAAUAAGCAGCUGGAGCAGAGCAUGAAGGAGAUCCUGCAGGCCAUCCAAGAGGCGCAGAGCAAAACUCCUGCCCAAACCAGUGUCAGAAUUCCCAGCCUGGAGAGACUUGUCAGUGUUCUGGAAAUGAAGUACUCAGAAGGGAAGGCUGAUGUAAAUGCACAUCUGAGGGCACAGGUAGAUCAGCUGACUGGCAGGAAUGAAGAACUGAGGCAAGAAAUGAAGGCAGCUAGAGAGGAAACAGCCAGCACACUCACUCAGCUAAUGAAGGCCAAUGACAAGAUUGCACGCUUGGAGGGUGAGAUUGAGGCAGUAAGGCUGUCAGCUGGCACAGCUGUGCCUUAUAAGACUCUCUCAUUACCUAAGGAAAUGGCACCAACCAGUAUGCAAACCAUUAACUCUCUCAACGAAUAUAUAGUCCAACUGUUACAGGAGAUUAAGAACAAAGAAGAUUCCAGCAAGCAGCUCGGUCUGGCCUUGGAAGAAUAUAAGAGGAAAUCUGCCAUCAUCCGCCACCAACAAGGGUUACUGUAUAAAGAAUAUCAAAGUGAGAAGGAGUCUUGGCAGAAGGAGAGAGAUUCGUUUGCUGAAGUGAAGGCCAGAAUGGAGGAACAGAAGGAGGUGGAUGAAGUGAAGAUAAAAGAGUAUAAUAACUGGUUGGAGGCUCUGGAGAAGGACCCAGUUGAGAUCAGGAGGCAGGUGUCCGAGGCUGCCCGUAAGAUGACCGUGCUCAGAGUGAACGAGAAAUCCCUGACCCGCCGUUACACCACCCUGCUGGAGCAGGAGCAGCACCUGAAGAAGGAGAAUAACAAGCUGAAGGAUGACUUUGUCCAAAUGGAGGUUGCAGUCACUGAAAGGAUUGGCUAUCUUCAGAGAUUCAAGGAGAUGGCUGCAUUCAAAAUGGCAGCACUCCAGAAAGCUCUUGAUGACAGUGUUCCAUCAUCAGAGCUGGAGAGGGCAAACAAGCGGUAUAAUGAUCUUACAAUCAAAUACAGAGAUCUCCUUCAGAAGGACAAUCACCUUGUUCAGAGGAACACCAGUCUAGAACAUUUGGAGAAUGAAAAUGUUUCUCUCCGUGAGCACAUCAGUUACAUCAUCAAAGAGCUUGAAAUCACAAAAGAGAAGCUGCACAGUCUAGAGCAAGCCUGGGAACACAUCAAUGACAGUGGUGGAGAGAGCAGUAUGGACAAAGCAGCAAAGGCUCUGGCCAACAGUGAGAUUGUGUCCGUGUCCAAACGCAUCACCACUCUGGAGAUAAAGGAGCUGAACGAAAGGCAGAGAGCUCAGCAUGCUCAGAAGAUGUAUGAGCACCUGAGGAACUCUCUCAAACAAGUGGAGGAGCGCAACUUUGAGCUUGAGGCAAAGUUUGCUGAGAUGGCAAAGCAAAACAUGGAGGCCCAGCGAAUCGAGCGUGAGCUACGUGACGAACUCGCCAACAGUGUUAGUAAAGAAGUCAGUGAUGCAGACCGGCAACGCAUUGCAGAGCUGGAGAAAAGUGAAGCCCAGCUCAGGACUGAGGCAUCCAAGUUACGGGAGGUUUCAGAUGUGGCCAAAAUGCAGGUUUAUGCAUUGGAAGCCAGACAGCAAUGCCGAGGGAAGGAGGUGGAGAGUCUCAGAAGGCAGGUGCUCGAUUAUCAAGCUCAGUCUGAUGAGAAGGCUCUGAUAGCCAAGCUCCACCAGCACAUCGUGGCCCUUCAGCUGAGUGAGACAGCAGCCAUAAGCAAGCUGGAGGCCUCUACUGCCCGUCUGCAGAAGCUGGAGACGCAGAAGCUGAGGGCAGAGCAGCAGCUGGAUGCUCAGCAGCAGGCCCUGUGGCACGCACGACAGGAGGGGCGCCAGCGAGCCCGUUACCUCCGCCACGCCCUACAGGCCCUCCGCACACAGUUCUCUGGGGCACUGCCACUUGCCCAGCAGGAGAAGUUCUCCAACACCAUGCUGAAGUUGCAGGAGGACAGACUGAAGGCCAGAAAGGAGGCGCACAUGGCACAGGAGGAGCACAGGACAGCAGAGGGGAGGGUGCAGGAGCUGGAGCUCAGGCUAAAAGGUCUGGAGGAGCUUAUGGCAACACUGAAGGAUACCAAAGGAGCACAGAAGGUUAGUGAAUGGCAUAAAAAGCUGGAGGAAGCUCGUCUGCAGGAACUGAGGAAAAACAGGGAGCUGGGAGCUCUGAAAGAGGAGAUCAGGUACCUGAAGAACAUGGUGGCUGAGCAGGAGCACACCAUCAGCAGCCUGGAGGAAGAACUAGUGCAACAGAACAAUCUCCUGGAAGAGCGGCAGCUUUCUUGGGAUCAGAGGGAGGUGGAGCUGGAGCGGCAACUUGACGCCUAUGAGAAACAGCAGAGCCAAAUUAUUAGUUCCGCACAAAAGUUUGAAGAAGCAACAGGUUCUCUGCCAGAUCCAAGCCAGCCUCUUGCCCACCAACUGGACCAUGCACUGAGUAAAAUCAAGGAACACGUUCGCACCAUUUUGGAGACGCAAGCCACUUGCAAAACUCUGGAGGAGAAGCUGCAAGAGAAGACAGCAGCUCUGUGGCAGGCGGAGCAGAACGUGUUGGCCCGAGACCGGGUCAUCAAUGAGCUGCGGCUCCGCCUUCCAGCCGCUGCUGAGAGGGAGAGGCUCCUCGCUGACCUUAGCAAACAGGAGGACACAGACACCCAGCCUGCCCUGAAGAUCGCCCAUCAGACCAUCAGCAACCUGCAGUGCCGUCUGGACCAGAAAGAGGAGGUUCUGAAGAAGUACCAGAACCUUCUAGCCAAGGCUAGACAGGAGCAGGAGGAAACAGCAAAAAAGCAUGAGGAGGAAGUGAGGACCCUGCUCCAAAAGUUGGACCUACACACAGACACGUCUCUGGACCACUUCAAAAAGACUGCUCUGGAGCUAAUGAAGAAGCCCACCAUCUCUGUGCCAACCACGAAGCAGCUGGCGCGUCUGGCUGAAAUGGAGCAGACAGUGGCAGAACAGGACACAUCUCUAUCAUCCCUAACGCACAAGCUGAAGGUUCUGACUGCUGAACUGGACAAACAGAGACAGGCCACAGCUUCUCAGGCUAAAGAGCACGUGGCACAAUUAGCCAAGCUAGAGGAGAGGCAUUCUUCCCAGAUGAAGGCUCUGUCUCAGGAGGCAGAAGAGCUGAGAUCCCAGCUGUUCCAGAUGGAGAAAGAGCUACAGUACCUACGUACUGAGCUGGAGGCCCAGAAAGAGGCUAACGUGCGCUCACCAAGUAACACUAUGAAGAACCUGGUUGAGCGUCUGAAAGCCCAGCUGGCCCUCAAGGAGAAACAACAGAAGGCUCUCAGUAAGGCUCUGCUGGAGCUUCGUGCAGAGAUGACGUCCCACGCCGAGCAGCAGAUCAUUGCAAAUGCAGCCCAAAAGGAAGAGUCCCUUAACAUUCAGCAGAUUGUGGACAAGCAAACCAAAGAACUCAAGGCCCAUGUGAAGGAGCUGAGUGAGGAGUUACAGGGCUGGAAGGAGAAUGUGAGAGCGGCCAAAACUCGAGAGAGCUCUCUGAAGGAGGAGGUAGAGAACCUCAACAAGGAGCUGCAAAAGAGUCAGAAGAGCCAGAGCAGGCUGCAGAGUGAGAGGGACACUCUGGAAGAGCAGCUGGAGGAGCUCAAGCAGAAAGUCAAGAGACUCAGCAGUGGCUUGCAGGGUCAAGCUGAAAGUGAAGUUAAGGGCCCCUCUGUAGAGGCUCUGCAGAAGAAGAUCCGCAAGCUGGAGUCUGAGCUGGACAAGAAGAGUGUAUCAGAGCCUGCAGAAAGAAAGACCACGGUGAAGGAUGACAAGCAGUCCUCUAAAGAAGAACUGGUGAGGUGGGAGGAGGGUAAAAAGUGGCAGGCCAGGAUGGAGAAAGUCCGGAACAUUUUGAAAGAGAAGGAGAAAGAAACAGACUCCCUCUCCAGACAGCUGUCUACCCUGAAAGAGCUCUAUGGAAGGCUGGAGCAAGAGAAGGUGGGCCUGCAGAAGAAGCUGAAAAGUCGUGGAGUGACAGCUGAUCAGGUGGUAGGUGCACGGACUCUCGAGACUGACCAAGAGAUCGAGGCACUGAUGAAAAGGAACUGUGAGCUGGAGCAGCAGAUUGAAAUAAUUAAACAGCAACAGGCUUUACCUCGGGAUGCUGCGAUGGAGGACAUGAACAUCAGGAACCGCUAUCUGGAGGAGAGGCUUCAUUCUCUGGAGUCUCAGCUGGCAAAAGAGCCUCCAUCCAGACCUUCUACAUCCGGCAGGGGCUCUGGUACACCAUCACAGAAGGAGCACGAGCUACAGAAAGAGAACCUCAAACUGUCCACAGAGAACCUGGAGCUUCGCUUUCAGCUAGAGCAGGCCAACAAAGACCUGCCCCGUCUUAAGGAUCAGGUAUCUGACCUCAAAGAGAUGUGUAAUGUGCUGAAAAAGGAAAAAGCAGAGGUGGAAAAAAAGCUGGGGCAUGUCCGUGGGUCUGGACGGAGUGGAAAAACAGUCCCUGAGCUGGAGAAGACUAUUGCACUGAUGAAAAAGGUGGUGGAGAAGGUGCAAAAAGAGAAUGAGAGUCUGAAAAAGAGCUCGACCGCCGCGACACAAGAGCAGCUAACCACUCUGGAACGAGAACACGAGAAAUUAAAGGCUGAAUAUGACAAGAUGAAGGGGAAAAUGGAAGUUCAGCUGACAUCAAGACUUGAAUCAAAAACUAAAGGAAUGGAGAAAAUUGUGAUGGAAAAUGAGCGACUACGCAGGGAUAUCAAGAAGGAAUCUGAGACUGCAGAGAAGCUGAGAGUGGAAAAGGCCAGUCUGGAGGUAAAAAAUGAGAAGCUAAGGGCAGAGCUUGAGGAGACCAUCCAGAAGCUUCUGCUGGCUCAGUCCAAGGGGCCAUCGUUAGAGAGGGCAGAUAGCAAGAGCUGGAAAUCUACGGUCGUGACCAGGCUGUUUGAAAAUAAAAUGAAAGAGCUUGAGAGUGAACUCUCAAAGAAAAAUGCAAGUCUCUCAGAGCUUAAACUGCAGCUUACAGAGGCCUACGAGAAAGAGCAGAGAGCACAGCGUACCAUCAUACAGCUGAAGGAACAAGUAGAGCUCUUGAAAAAUAUCCCCAUAGGAGCAACUACCGAUGAGGGGCUUGCUGUGGAGUUUCAGUCUGUUAGACUCGCAAACAAUCAGCUGGAGCGUGAAAAGGCUCAGCUUCUUCAGCAGAUCAAGAAAUAUGAAGAGCAGUUUGGAACCAGCAUAACUGGACCAGGAUACAAAGAGCUUCAGGCCCAAAUAAAAGUAGCCAGUGCUGAAAAGAAUCAGCUGCAGGAUGAAGUGAGAAGGAUGACCAAAGAACUGGCAAACUUUGACCCAACGUUUUUUGAGGAGCUUGAAGAUCUGAAGUUCAAUUACAAUGUGGAAGUGAAGAAAAACAUCAUUCUGGAAGAACAGCUGAAAAAACUUUCAGAACGCUUUGGAGUACCAGUGGACAUCCCGACAGACGGAUCGCUCAGCUAACACAAAACAUGUGUACGGGAGGGUGCAAGUCUUAAAUUAUUUUAAAAGGCUCUAUUAAGACCAAACACAGUACACACAGUGUGUGGGGAUGACGACUUUGGAAUGUUUUCAUGAUUCAGUUAUUUUAAUGAGAAUUUUUUCGUGGAAGUAUAUUUAGGUACAUUGUAAAUUAGCCGUGCUUUUGUAACACAAAGAUUAGAGCGUGUUUUUCUCCAUGCUGGUUAUUUUGUGGCCUUAUUAAGUACCUACAAAAUGUGCUGUUUUACAUUUAGUAGCUCUGUUAUGUGUACAGUACUAUAAGUCAUCAGUGAAAUCUGACACAGUAAAGCUCAGAGACUGUCUGUAGCAAGUUUCCAGCUGUUUAAAUGCCUUUAUUACAACAGUUUCCAUGUAGGAUAUAUUUCAUAUUUUCACUUUUUUGUAAUCAGGUCAUUUAUUUACUUAUUUGUAGUGAUGGUGAUGUGCUGAAGAACUCAGACGUAUCAAAUAAAUUAUAUACAUUUU
Messenger RNA from Colossoma macropomum (tambaqui), 8513 nucleotides. It is a transcript of the gene cep290, whose product is annotated as centrosomal protein 290. Gene Ontology annotation, biological process: kidney development; camera-type eye development. NCBI's taxonomy places the organism in Eukaryota, Metazoa, Chordata, Actinopteri, Characiformes, Serrasalmidae. Bases 660 to 8009 code for a protein of 2449 amino acids. The transcript is spliced from 53 exons. The record is from RefSeq and is a predicted model, not a curated record.